UAAUUAAGCAUCACAUCAUUAUAAUAUCAUUCAUUGAAUUACCAAUACUUAAUCACUCAAUGGACUUGACCCUGAGCAGGAACAAGUCUCCUUCUUCUCGCAACAAGACCAGAAAGAGCAGAAGCGGCGGCGGCACCCAUCAACGGGAUGCAAACGGAUUCAGGUAUCUCGGCGUGCGGCGGCGGCCGUGGGGCCGAUACGCGGCGGAGAUAAGAGACCCCAACACCAAAGAGCGCCACUGGCUCGGCACGUUCAACACCGCCGAGGAGGCGGCCCUGGCCUACGACCGCGCCGCCCGCUCCAUGGGCGGCAAAUCCAGAGCCCGCACUAACUUCGUCUACUCCGACACUCCGCCGGCGUCUUCUGUCACCUCCGUCAUCUCUCCCGAUGAGCCCCAUUACAAUGCUCUGUUACGUCUGUUCUGGGAGAACAGAGAGGCGAACCGGAAUCUUCAUCAGUUCGGUACCGGAAACGCUAGCAGUGAUCAAUUAUUGCUCUUUUCCGGUGACCAGAGAGGCGGUGCUAUGCCGGAGAUCGGAGGUCGAGACGGAGGCGGGUGGGAGUUUUUUCAACAUUGCUAUUUCAGUGAAGGCGGCGGCAGCUGGGUGGAUCAAAGAAACGCCUCCGUGACAGAGGCGGAGCUACCGCCUCUUCCGCCUGACAUAACCACCAGCUUCACCGGCGGGUACCACGGCGGCAACAUGAUCGGAGACCCGAGCUUUGGCGAGGCCAUUGGUCGGAAUGGCAAUGUCACGUACACCGUUGUGGAAGACGGCGGCAGGGCGGCUUGGGAUACUUUAGGAUUUGGGUGCGGCGGUGCCAUGGAAAUGUUGAUACCGCCGGCAGCACGGCCUGAGCUCUGGCCGGAGAAUGGAUCGUUGGAAUCUAACGCCAUGCAGUUGUUCAUGGCCAAUAAUCUUACUUUCUCGACGUCAACCUUUGGCGGCUAUUGACUGUAAUUUGCACUUGUUUUUUUCUCUCCCUCCUUUUUUUAUUUAAAAUUUUUCCACUUUCUUUUUCAUUGUGGUUUCUUGGCUUGUUCGAAUUACCAACCCCAUGUUAGAACUUAAAACUAGCAUCACUCCCGUGCGUUGCACAUGUCAUACUUAUAUUACUAAAUUAAGAUCAUUUUU
Molecule: messenger RNA, 1133 nt
Organism: Cuscuta campestris
Lineage: Eukaryota; Viridiplantae; Streptophyta; Magnoliopsida; Solanales; Convolvulaceae
Source: the annotation of a GenBank genome assembly